This is a messenger RNA of Drosophila rhopaloa, 817 nucleotides long. RefSeq names its product small integral membrane protein 14. The record is from RefSeq and is a predicted model, not a curated record. Gene Ontology annotation, cellular component: endoplasmic reticulum. Lineage: Eukaryota; Metazoa; Arthropoda; Insecta; Diptera; Drosophilidae. The transcript has 4 exons. The coding region runs from base 157 to 498 and encodes 113 amino acids.
AUUAUUAUUCCCAUUCCAGUUGGUAAGAAAAAGUCAAAUUGUUACGCGGCAGUGGUAAAAGUGCAAUAUAAUUUAAUUACAAACACGAUUGGCAUGCACGGGAUGCUUGUUUAAGUGGAAAGUUUUGGGAGCGCAUCUCAGACUCAAUCCAAAACCAUGUCCGACGACUUCGAUGGCUGCGAGUGCGUCUGGUCGCAAGAAUAUGCGAUGCAGCGGCUUAUCAACUUUAUACGCCAGAACCAGAAUGCCUGCACAGAUACCGAGUGCUUCGAUGUUUCCGGACGACCAUCGCAGCAGGCGCAGGCCACGGGCCGCGGUGAUGACAGCGGCUUCACCGUCGCGAUGAUCUUUCUGAUCGUCGCAAUGUUCAUGUACAUAUUGAAUCCGAGUACCUGGGGCAAUUUGACCAGCAGCAACAAGCGGGCCGGCGGCAGACGAGACAAUAAUCAGGACGGAUCAGGGCCGCCCCCGCAGCCUCCUCCGCCGGCCAUCAACUAGAUCACGGCGUUGAUCCUUGCUUCUGCCAAACCUGAGCUUCUCCAACACAAUUCGCAAUACGCAUUUCCUUGUUUUGUUAUUUCUCCGGCAAGUGAGAAACAAGAUUAUUCUCUAUGUCUAGAUGGCGGUUCGAACCAGAGCAAUCCAAUUGGUUAAUUCCUUCAGCACGUUUACACAAAUUAGAAAAAGUACACAAAUUAGAAACAUUAAACAUACCUUACAUUGUACAAAACACAAGACCGCACACAAAAAAAACAAAAAACACCGGCUUAUUAACUAACAUAUUUGGAAAUUUUUAAAAACAGACUUUGGAAAACAA